CGCCUACAACAAAAAUCAGUCGAGAAAUCGAACUUACCAAUUCUUUUUGGAAUCAUUAAUACCAGCUCACGUUUUACCACGUUGAGAUACCCUACACUUUUGUUUUGCCUGGCUGGUGUUGCAGAUGGAGGAAAGCACUGAAAUCGAUAAUAUAGCUACUCAAUCUCGUGCUCAGAGCACAGAAGAUAUGAAAGAAAAAUCUGAAGAAUCCGAGAUCUCAGGGACUGUAGUUUCACAUGCAAAACAGGAACCGAUCGUUGUUCCGAAGUUUGCAGAAGCGAGGGUGGCAUUGGUGGUAACGAAAAAUAGCGACUUGUUUACUCGUAAUGACCCCUCGCAGUGGCUAUUGAGACAUAUGUUUCAGCCAUUGGGGGUGCAAGAAUACGAUAGCGUGGAUGUUUUGUAUCUAUCUAGCAGUCGAAGGUCCAUGUGGCAGGUUGCACGGCCGCAACAACAAAUGACACCCACUACGCCAGUUCAACCAUCCAACGGCCUUUGGCAUCCUUCCAACGAAUAUGGCUCGCAGACCUCUCCACAAGUUCGAUCGCCAACUCCGACCAACGCUGGCGAACUCCUUUCCAAACCAUCAACGAAGAUUACAAAGAAAUACCUCGUCACACCCCAGACAAAUGUUUUGGCAAUUUCACGAGAAUACCGUUUUGUAUUUAUGAUUGAUUUGAGCUCCAGUUUGGCCACUGUGGACGGCUUGACUGGACGAUUGCUCAUAGAAGAUGCUUUUGAAACGUUGACCAAAUGUUUGUCUGGUCUUGUAAAGCCUUAUGGCUUUGAUAAUCCUUACAAGGCUCUCGGCGCUUUGGUACGUAUCUGUGCUGCAGGACACCAAUACUUCAGUAACUAAUCAUGAUUUGAUGCCUGCAGAUCGAGCCGGUCAUACAUGUUACAGUUCUUGCCGAGUGUUCGCAGUUUGCCUCUAAUCUCAAUGUCAUACCCAUCCUAGAAGAAUACCCAACAUUGCGCGUGUUAU
Umbelopsis ramanniana AG is the source of this 985-nucleotide messenger RNA. RefSeq lists its product as uncharacterized. Bases 125 to 859 code for a protein of 244 amino acids. The record is from RefSeq and is a predicted model, not a curated record. The transcript is spliced from 4 exons. Lineage: Eukaryota; Fungi; Mucoromycota; Umbelopsidomycetes; Umbelopsidales; Umbelopsidaceae. Gene Ontology annotation, cellular component: peroxisome.